This is a messenger RNA of Daldinia caldariorum, 1609 nucleotides long. RefSeq lists its product as uncharacterized. Lineage: Eukaryota; Fungi; Ascomycota; Sordariomycetes; Xylariales; Hypoxylaceae. The record is from RefSeq and is a predicted model, not a curated record. Bases 171 to 1292 code for a protein of 373 amino acids. The transcript has 2 exons.
CCGUAUGCCUGGGAUAUAAAAUUAUUGUUCUCGACUCUUUGUCUUUCUUAUUCCUUUAAUACAUGUAGUACUUAUCCUGCCCUUCUUUACAGCAACUUCGUAGACGCUCUUGCUUUUGGAAUCUACAACAGUACGGUAUACACUACCCCCUUACUGCCUUAUCUUCCAGCAUGCAUCGUACGCUACUUAGCAUAACGGCCUUCUCGGCCUUAAUGUCUCUUCCAAAAGCACAUGUUGUGCUCGAAGCUCCAAAGCCGUUUCAGUUUGCCCAAUAUGGCCCAACUAACCCCAUAUCGCCAUCUGGCGAAGACUUUCCUUGCAAGAUACCGGCUGGCGGUAAAUUAGAACCCCAAGGACCUCCAACGGUUAUGGCUAUUGGAGAGGACCAAAGAGUUUCAUUUUCGGGACACGCAGUCCACGGUGGUGGUUCCUGUCAGUUCAGUUUGUCCGGGCCAGUCAAGGACGGUGCAUGGGAAACCUACCCCCUUAAGGCUGCAGAAUGGAAAGUCAUCCACUCCAUUGAAGGAGGAUGUCCUGCACGCCAUCAAAGAGGCAACUUGGACGGCCCAAAUCAUGACCAAUACUCCCUCAAGAUACCAGAAGGCAUUGAGCCAGGUAACUAUAUUUUUGCAUGGACCUGGCUUGCUCGGAUUGGAGGUCAACCGGAAUAUUACAUGAAUUGUGCGCCUAUUGCCGUUACUUCGGCCAAGACGAAACGUUCAGACAGUACGGCUCGUAAGGCGUCGCUUGUGAAGAAAGCAGCCUUUCCCGAACUUUUCAUGGCCAACAUGGGAGAAGUAUCAGGAGGGUGCACAACUGGAGAAGCCCUGAAGCAACAGGUAGCGAUUGCGUUCCCAAACCCUGGUGCUUCAGUAGACCACCCAGAAGGCGCCGGGAAUUUGUUCAAGCAGCAGUGCGAUGGAAAUCCUCGAGCUAAGCAAGGGCAAGGGAGCAAUCCACCAGGAACUUCCAGUUCAAGCCCGCUCUAUCAACCUAUCCCGACUCCUAUGCCGGAACCCGAAACCGAAACCGUGUUCUCUUCCCUUAUCUCGACAGUGUCGACGACAUCUGCAUCUUUAUCAUCGCCUACUGGACUGCCAUCUCCCGGCACACCCGCAGAAAGCUCUCCAACUAAUCCAGGGACAUGCGUAGAAGGUCAUCUUACUUGCCUUAACGAUGGUCGGCAUUUCGCCACAUGCACUGGUGGUCAGUUAACCCUCCCCCAGCCCAUUGCACCUGGCUUUAAAUGUGAGGUCGGUUCUGGAAUUGGCCUCAACAUCUCACCGGCGUAACAUCCCAUGCCGUAGGAUGCCUUUUGGGUUAGGUAGCUUGUAGAAUAAUUCGGGCAUGUUAGUAUUUUAAUUGACAACAAAACGGCCGCAACCACUUUGCAAGCCGCAGAUAUCAUGAAUUGAAUAUGCAUCGUUAUCAAUGUAGAUGUUUCUCUUUUGGUGUCACGUAAGCAUUGAAAUGCAAGCCCCAGAUCCUUCGGUAUAGUUAGUAGUAGUAUAACCGUAUCCGGUUGAGCUAGUUACUCUUGAAACUAAACAAAGUGUUAACAAGAAAAUGACUUAAUAGACAAUUGAGCCGCAAUACGGUACUCAGGUUG